ACAGUAAUGCCAUUUGUUCUGGCUCUGGGAUUAGGUGCAGCCGUGUUUAGUGAGGAGUGUGGAGCCAUUGAGGGGACGUGGCCAAGUGAAGAGGAGCCGAGCAGCCGCUGCCUGGAACUCUGCUUUAGCCUGGUGGCCCACUGAGUGAGUGCCAUGCAGCACCCCCGGGCCUGCCUGUCCUCUGGUCUGCUGCCCAGCCCUCCCAGGAGGCCCUGACGCCCUGGGGCACUUCUGCUCUGCGCAGGACCACGCGGGGGUUUGCCAUGGUGACAUAAAGGGCGUGGAGGAAGGAAGGAGCGCGACCAGCCUGCGGACUGCGCCCCCGGCUGGGAGGAAGGGCCAGGGGCCGAGAUCCUCUGUCCCCGCUGCCUAAGUCUCUGUGGAUUUAUUCGUCAGCUGACGACUCUUGUGUCUCUCCUGUGUGGGGCCUUGGGGUGGCCAGGGCAGGCUGGGCCUCCGGUAGCCAAGGUCUCGGGGGCCAGGAUGCCUGCCCUGGCGUGCCUCCGGAGGCUGUGUCGGCAUGUGUCCCCACAGGCCAUCCUUUUCCUGCUGUUUGUCUUCUGCCUGUUCAGCGUUUUCGUCUCAGCAUACUACCUAUAUGGCUGGAAGCGGGGCCUGGAGCCCUCGGCAGAUGCCCCUGAGCCCGACUGUGGGGACCCGCCGCCUGUGGCCCCCAGUCGCUUGCUGCCGCUCAAGCCUGUGCAGGUGGCCACCCCUUCCCGCACAGACCCAUUGGUGCUGGUGUUCGUGGAGAGCCUCUACUCGCAGCUGGGCCAGGAGGUGGUGGCCAUCCUGGAGUCCAGCCGCUUCAAGUACCGCACAGAGAUUGCUCCGGGCAAAGGUGAUAUGCCCACGCUCACCGACAAGGGCCGAGGCCGCUUCGCCCUCAUCAUCUAUGAGAACAUCCUCAAGUACGUCAACCUGGAUGCCUGGAACCGGGAGCUGCUGGACAAGUACUGUGUGGCCUAUGGCGUGGGCAUCAUUGGCUUCUUCAAGGCCAACGAGAACAGCCUGCUGAGCGCACAGCUCAAGGGCUUCCCCCUAUUCCUGCACUCGAACCUGGGCCUGAAGGACUGCAGCAUCAACCCCAAGUCCCCACUGCUGUAUGUGACGCGGCCGAGUGAGGUAGAGAAGGGCGUGCUGCCUGGUGAGGACUGGACCGUGUUCCAGUCAAACCACUCCACCUACGAGCCGGUGCUGCUGGCCAAGACACGCUCGUCUGAGUCCAUCCCACACCUGGGUGCAGACGCUGGCCUGCAUGCCGUGUUGCAUGCCACCGUGGUCCAGGACCUGGGCCUCCAUGACGGCAUCCAGCGUGUGCUCUUUGGCAACAACCUCAACUUCUGGCUGCACAAGCUUGUCUUCGUGGACGCUGUGGCCUUCCUCACGGGAAAGCGUCUCUCGUUGCCUUUGGACCGCUACAUCCUGGUGGACAUCGAUGACAUCUUUGUGGGCAAGGAGGGCACACGCAUGAAGGUGGAGGACGUGAAGGCCCUGUUUGAUACGCAGAAGGAACUACGCACACACAUCCCAAACUUCACCUUCAACCUGGGCUACUCAGGGAAAUUCUUCCACACAGGUACUGAUGCUGAGGAUGCUGGGGACGAUCUGCUGCUAUCAUACGUGAAGGAGUUCUGGUGGUUCCCACACAUGUGGAGCCACAUGCAGCCCCACCUUUUCCACAACCAGUCUGUGCUGGCCGAGCAGAUGGCCCUGAACAAGAAGUUCGCUGUCGAGCACGGCAUUCCCACAGACAUGGGGUAUGCAGUGGCGCCCCACCACUCCGGCGUGUACCCUGUGCAUGUGCAGCUGUACGAGGCCUGGAAGCAGGUGUGGAGCAUCCGCGUGACCAGCACAGAGGAGUACCCGCACCUGAAGCCGGCCCGCUAUCGCCGUGGCUUUAUCCACAAUGGCAUCAUGGUCCUCCCGCGGCAGACCUGUGGCCUUUUCACACACACCAUCUUCUACAACGAGUACCCUGGUGGUUCCAGCGAGCUGGACAAGAUCAUCAAUGGGGGCGAGCUCUUCCUCACCGUGCUCCUCAAUCCUAUCAGCAUCUUCAUGACGCACCUGUCCAACUAUGGGAAUGACCGCCUGGGCCUGUAUACCUUCAAGCACUUGGUGCGCUUCCUGCACUCAUGGACCAACCUCCGGCUGCAGACGCUGCCUCCUGUACAGCUGGCCCAGAAGUACUUCCAGAUCUUCUCCGAGGAGAAGGAUCCACUCUGGCAGGACCCCUGUGAGGACAAACGCCACAAAGACAUCUGGUCCAAGGAGAAGACGUGUGACCGCUUCCCCAAGCUCCUUAUCAUCGGCCCCCAGAAAACAGGCACCACAGCCCUCUACCUGUUCCUGGGCAUGCACCCGGACCUAAGCAGCAACUACCCCAGCUCAGAGACCUUUGAGGAGAUCCAGUUUUUUAACGGCCACAAUUAUCACAAAGGCAUUGACUGGUACAUGGAGUUCUUCCCUAUCCCCUCCAACACCACCUCCGACUUCUACUUUGAGAAAAGCGCCAACUACUUUGAUUCAGAGGUGGCUCCCCGGCGGGCAGCUGCCCUGUUGCCCAAGGCCAAGAUCCUGACCAUCCUUAUUAACCCAGCGGACCGGGCCUAUUCCUGGUACCAGCACCAGCGGGCCCAUGAUGACCCUGUGGCCCUGAAGUACACCUUCCACGAAGUGAUCACUGCCGGCCCCGACACGUCCUCGAAGCUGCGUGCCCUCCAGAACCGCUGCCUGGUCCCUGGCUGGUAUGCCACCCACAUCGAGCGCUGGCUCAGCGCCUUUCAUGCCAGCCAGAUUCUGGUCUUGGAUGGCAAACUGCUGCGAACAGAACCUGCUAAAGUGAUGGACAUGGUGCAGAAGUUCCUUGGGGUGACCAACACCAUUGACUACCACAAAACCUUGGCGUUUGAUCCAAAGAAAGGAUUUUGGUGCCAACUGCUCGAAGGAGGAAAAACCAAGUGUCUGGGUAAAAGCAAGGGCCGGAAAUACCCAGAGAUGGACUUGGAUUCCCGAGCCUUCCUGAAGGACUAUUACCGGGACCACAAUAUCGAGCUUUCCAAGCUGCUCUACAAGAUGGGCCAGACACUGCCCACCUGGCUGCGGGAGGACCUCCAGAACACCAGGUAGCCACGGCCACCACAGCCAGACUGAACGUUGGUGACGGCGGGGACGUCCCGCCGCACACUGAGCCAGACUGACCUGCGGAGUGGGGAGCUGGGCCUGGGCUGGCCAAGCACUUAUGAGCAAUACUCUGCUGAGGCCACACAGGGCCAGGAGAAGAGCCCCGGCAGGUCUACAAGCGCCUCAGAGCAUCCACUGCUGGGUCUCUGUAGGACUUCCCUAGCCACCAGAGGUCCUUUCUGUUCACAGCCUCUCCUGGGGAGGUCACUUCCUGUUGGUGGAAGGCCACUUUCUGGUAGGAGGGAGUCAUGAGACUCUCUUUUCUGUCUGUCCCUCACUGUGUUCUAGCACCCCUGUCCUCCCCUUCAGCCCACCACUCCCUGCUCCGGCAGGGUAGCCCCUCCGUAUCAGCUGCCAUAUUUUCCCUGUCCUCCAGAUUGUAAGGGAGAAGAGCCCAGCUGGGCCUUUUGCCAAACCAGGGAGAGAGACUGGACAUUUCCCUGACUGUUUCGAGCCAGGCCCUUCAGUGGGGUCAGCUGUGUACCAGAGUUAGUCACGAGGCUGGAUGUGAGGUGGCCACCUCGAGAGAGCUCUGAACCUCCACACUCUGGUUAAUAAUACCUUCACAUCUCACCUUCCCUUCCUGGGGAGAGAAUCUCUGGUUCCUACAGUAUCACCCAGUCCUCAAGGCCUGCUUCAGGGCCUGGGGUGUGGCCAGGCCAUUUGGGCCCAGAGACCCAGGCUUCGACCCUCCCCCUUUCUUCAUCCUGGGAUAUGACCUGUGUGGUGUUUCCUGUGGUAAAAGACGGAGGAGGUGCAGGAAUCUGCCAGUAUACAUGUUCAGUGUACAUACAUUGUCCCCAGCCCCACCCCCAGCCUCGGCCCCUGGCAGAUGUGGACAGAGUUGGAGAGACUGCUGUCUGCUGCUUUGCCCCAGCUACCUGUGGCCAAGGGUUCCCCCAGAUCCCUUAAUCUCCCAAAUACUAAGAAACUAAAGUAUUUUAAUUUUU
Molecule: messenger RNA, 4136 nt
Organism: Galeopterus variegatus (Sunda flying lemur)
Lineage: Eukaryota; Metazoa; Chordata; Mammalia; Dermoptera; Cynocephalidae
Gene: NDST1
Product: N-deacetylase/N-sulfotransferase (heparan glucosaminyl) 1
Exons: 15
Coding region: 484-3132 (882 amino acids)
Cellular component (GO): Golgi apparatus
Molecular function (GO): heparan sulfate N-sulfotransferase activity; deacetylase activity
Source: RefSeq, a predicted model, not a curated record